UAUUCUGCAAUUUAAUUUGUUCAGGGAAACUGAUAUGUAAGAAUAUAAUCAAGCGAAGUGUUCCGUGUUCGAUCGGUUGUGCUAUAUAAGUUGGAAUCUUGUGCUAUUUACUUUAUCAAUCAAACCUGUUCUAGAAUUUUGAUAUACGGAACUCGGCACUGAGAGAAUCUUUGUACUAGGGUUUCUAAUUUAUGGAGAACAUCAGGAGAGCAUCGCACGCAGGUUCAUGGUACUCCAGUAAUUCUCAAACAUUAGAAGCAGAGCUUGAUGGAUGGCUUAGGGAAUGUGGUUUGCCCAAAUCUCCAGAUGUCAGAGGUGUAAUUGCUCCACAUGCAGGUUAUUCUUAUUCUGGACGUGCAGCUGCUUUUGCAUUUGGAAACAUUGAUCCAACUAACAUUACUCGUAUAUUUCUUCUUGGUCCUUCUCAUCACCAUUACACCCCUAAAUGUGCUCUUUCAAGAGCAACAAUUUACAAGACACCAAUAGGCGACCUCCCUAUAGAUCUUGAAGUCAUUGAAGAGCUAAAAGCUACUGGAAAAUUUGACAUGAUGGAUAUUGAAGUUGAUGAGGCUGAACAUAGCAUGGAAAUGCACUUACCGUAUCUUGCCAAAGUAUUUCGUGGCCAUUCGGUUAAAGUUGUUCCUAUUAUGGUUGGGGCUGUAAGCACAGAAAAUGAAGCAAUGUAUGGACGAUUGCUCUCCAAAUAUAUUGAUGACCCGAAAAAUUUCUUUUCAGUUUCAUCAGAUUUUUGUCACUGGGGUUCUCGGUUCAAUUACAUGCACUAUGACAAGAAACAUGGGGCUAUUCAUAAAUCUAUUGAGGCAUUGGACAAGAUGGGAAUGGAAAUUAUAGAAACCGGAGAUCCUGAUGAAUUUAAACACUACUUGUUAGAGACUGAUAAUACAAUUUGUGGACGUCAUCCCAUCAGUGUAUUUCUUCAUAUGUCGAAGAACUGCUCAACAAAGAUUAAGAUAAAGUUUCUUCGAUACGAGCAGUCAAGUCAUUGCAAAAGCAUGAGAGACAGCAGUGUGAGCUACGCAUCCGCAGUGGCAAAGUCAGAAUAACUGAUUCCGGUGGUGGAUUCAUUGCAAUAUGUGAUUCCGAACCUUGUUUUUCCUACAUUUGAACCGUGUCUCUCUCUCUCUCUCUCGUUUUGUUUCUUGUCAAUAAAAUGACGUUUCUGAUUCCA
Messenger RNA from Lactuca sativa (garden lettuce), 1189 nucleotides. Its product is annotated as AmmeMemoRadiSam system protein B. The record is from RefSeq and is a predicted model, not a curated record. NCBI's taxonomy places the organism in Eukaryota, Viridiplantae, Streptophyta, Magnoliopsida, Asterales, Asteraceae.